AUGUCCAAGUACGAUCACGGUAGAGUCUCCCAAUUCGUGGGUGGCAACUCCCUCGAGACCGCGCCUCCCAGUCGCGUCAAGGACUUCGUCCAGACCCACGGAGGUCAUACGGUUAUCACCAAGGUCCUGAUUGCGAACAACGGUAUCGCCGCCGUCAAGGAGAUCCGCUCAGUCCGCCAAUGGAGCUACGAAACUUUCGGCACAGAGCGGGCCAUCGAAUUCACGGUCAUGGCUACGCCGGAGGACCUGAAGGUCAAUGCCGAGUAUAUCCGCAUGGCCGACCGCUACGUCGAGGUGCCCGGGGGUACCAACAACAACAACUACGCGAACGUCGAAUUGAUCGUCGAUGUGGCUGAGCGCGCCGGUGUCCAUGCUGUAUGGGCCGGUUGGGGCCACGCGUCCGAGAACCCCCGAUUACCGGAGAGCCUCGCCGCCAGCAAGCACAAGAUAGUUUUUAUCGGUCCCCCGGGCAGUGCCAUGCGCAGCUUGGGUGAUAAGAUCUCGAGUACGAUCGUCGCCCAGCACGCCGAGGUACCCACGAUGGCGUGGUCCGGAACGGGCAUCACCGACACUGUCCUGUCGGAAGGCGGUUUUGUGACCGUACCGGAUGGUGCAUACCAGAAUGCAUGCGUCACGAGCGUUGAGGAAGGCUUGGCCAAGGCGGAACAGAUCGGCUUCCCGGUCAUGAUCAAGGCUAGUGAAGGUGGAGGAGGCAAGGGUAUUCGGAAAGUCGAGAGUCCGGAUGCCUUCAAGAAUGCCUACAAUGCUGUGAUGGGCGAAAUUCCAGGCUCGCCUAUAUUCAUCAUGAAGCUUGCCGGCCAGGCCCGCCAUUUAGAGGUGCAGCUUCUUGCAGACCAGUAUGGCAAUGCCAUUUCGCUUUUCGGACGUGACUGCUCCGUCCAGCGUCGUCACCAGAAGAUCAUUGAGGAAGCUCCUGUGACCAUCGCGAAGGAAGAUACUUUUGAGCAAAUGGAGCGCGCCGCUGUCCGUCUCGCUAAACUUGUCGGUUACGUGAGUGCCGGCACCGUGGAGUACCUAUACAGUCACGGCGAGGACGUAUUCUACUUCCUCGAGUUGAACCCUCGUCUUCAAGUCGAGCACCCUACCACGGAGAUGGUUUCGGGCGUCAACCUACCCGCUGCCCAGCUUGCGGUCGCGAUGGGCGUCCCACUCCAUCGCAUUCGCCAUAUCCGUCAGCUGUACGGACUUGAUCCCCACGGGGCCUCCGAGAUUGACUUUGAAAUGUCCAAGCCCGAGUCGAAUCAACUGCAGCGCAAGCCGAGGCCGAAGGGCCAUGUUGUCGCCGUCCGGAUCACGGCGGAGAACCCAGACGCUGGCUUCAAGCCUUCGUCCGGUUCGUUGCAAGAACUCAACUUCCGUUCGAGUACCAACGUCUGGGGCUACUUCUCCGUCGGCUCCGCCGGUGGUUUGCACGAGUUCGCCGACUCGCAGUUUGGACACGUCUUUGCGUAUGGUGCCGACCGUGGCGAGAGCCGCAAGAACAUGAUCGUCGCGUUGAAGGAGCUCAGCAUCCGUGGUGACUUCAGAACCACUGUCGAGUAUCUCAUCAAGCUCUUGGAGAUGAAGGCGUUCGAGGAGAACACGAUCACGACUGGCUGGCUGGACUCCUUGAUCAGCAGCAAGCUCACUGCUGAGCGUCCCGAUGCGACCCUCGCGGUCAUCUGUGGAGCCGUCACGAAGGCGCACCUCGCGUCAGACGCCUGCUGGGCGGAGUACAAGCGAAUUCUCGACAAGGGCCAGGUCCCUGCUCGUGAUGUGCUCAAGUCCGUAUUCGUUAUCGAGUUCAUCUAUGACAACAUCCGAUACUCCUUCACGUGCACCCGGUCGUCCGCGACGCAGUGGACGCUUUACCUCAAUGGUGGCAGGGUUCUCGUCGCUGCACGCCCCUUGGCCGAUGGUGGUCUGCUCGUGCUCAUGGACGGCAAGAGUCACUCCGUCUACUGGCGCGAGGAAGUUGGCGCUCUUCGCCUCAUGGUGGAUGCAAAGACCUGCUUGAUCGAGCAAGAGAACGAUCCGACACAGCUCAGGAGUCCGUCACCGGGCAAGUUAGUUCGCUUCCUCGUCGACAGCGGCGACCACAUCAAGGCUGGCGAGCCUUACGCCGAGAUCGAGGUCAUGAAGAUGUACAUGCCUCUCGCGGCUACUGAGGACGGUACCGUCCAGUUCGUCAAGCAAGCUGGCGUUACUCUCGAGCCUGGAGACAUUAUCGGCAUUUUGGCACUUGAUGACCCUGCUCGUGUCAAGCACGCCAAGCCCUUCGACGGCCUUCUCCCUGAUAUGGGCGUUCCUAACGUCAUCGCCAACAAGCCGCACCAGCGCCUCGCCUACUGCUUGGGCGUCCUCAAUGACCAGCUCGACGGCUACGAUAACCUAGCCACUAUGAAUGCCAUCUUCAAAGAGUUGCUCGAUGUCCUCCAUGAUCCCGAACUGCCCUUUGGCGAGGUCAGUGCUAUUCUGGCCACGUUCUCUGGCCGUUUGCCUCCCAAGCUUGAGGAUAGCAUCCGCGCCGCCAUCGAGUCUACCAAAACCAAGGGCGAUGGCGCCGAGUUCCCUGCUCCCCGCCUGAAGAAGAUCCUGGAUCACUUCGUUCAAGAUAAUCUUCGGGCUCAGGACCGUGCCAUGUUCCGCACUCAGUUCGGUCCCUUAUUCGAUGUCGUGGAGCGCUACGUCGGUGGCAUGCAGGUCCACGAGAAGAACACGUUGGCGCAGCUACUGAACAAGUUCUCCGACACAGAGAAGCUUUUCGGAGGCAGCAUCGAAGCCCGGGUUCUGCAGCUUCGCGAAGAAUUCAAGGACGACCCGGACAAGGUCGCAGCGCUAGUGUUCAGCCACAUUCAGGCGCAAUGCAAGGCGAAACUCGUCAUGCUCAUUCUCGAUUAUGUCAAGUCGCGGGGCUGGCCGUCCACCGCGGAGAGUCGACUUCGUGAUGCUCUGCAUGCCCUAACAGCGCUUGAGACUAAAUCGUCCACCAAGGUUGCGUUGAAGGCGCGCGAGGUGCUGAUCUCGUCAUCCAUGCCAUCCUAUGAGGAUCGUCGCGUCCAGAUGGGCAAUAUCCUCAAGGCGGCGGUUACCAACACGUACUAUGGCGAAAACGCCGGCAACAGUCUUGCUAAUUGUGUUGUCAGGACGCCGAACGCGGACGUUCUUCGUGAGCUCACUGACUCGAGGUACACCGUGUACGAUGUCCUCCCGUCGUUCUUCGAUAGCUCGGAUCCCUGGACCGCCCUUGCCGCCUUGGAGGUUUAUGUCCGCCGCGCAUACCGUGCAUACCAUCUCCUGUCCAUCGAUUACGAGGAAGGUGACGGUGCCGACGACGGUGACGACCCACACGUGGUCCUCUGGCGGUUCAACCUAGGAUCGUCGCCGUCGCCGCCCUCGACGCCGCGGUAUGGCCCAGGCCGCCGCGCAGCGUCGGUCAGCGAUCUCACGUACAUGAUUAACCGGCAUCAGUCGCAGCCUGUACGCCACGGCGCCAUCGCUUCUUUCCCUAACCUUGCCGCUCUUGAUCGCGGGUUUGCAAACGUCGCCUCUUUGUUGCCUCAAUUCGAUGCCGCCGAAUACAGGGAGAAGUACGGAAACAAUAGCCAGCCUCCCAACGUCCUCAACCUUGCUCUCCGUAUCUUCAAUGAAGCGGACGAUCUGUCUGAAGCCGCCUGGUCUGACGCUAUCCAGUCUUUGAUCAACAAGAACCGCAAGGUCCUGAAUGAGCAUGGCGUACGCCGUGUUUCCGUGCUCAUCUGUCGUCCGGAGCAAUAUCCCUACUACUACACUCUGCGCGACAUGGGCAAGUCCUGGGACGAAGAGCGUCACAUUCGUAAUAUCGAACCUGCACUUGCCUUCCAGCUCGAGCUAAGCCGCCUCUCCAACUACAACCUCACCCCGUGCUUCGUCGAGAGCAAGCAGAUCCACAUCUACCACGGUGUCGCAAAAGAUAAUCAGCUCGAUAAUCGCUUCUUCAUCCGCGCACUCGUCCGCCCUGGCCGUCCUGGAGGAAAUAUCACCACCGCGCAGUACCUUAUCUCCGAGACCGAUCGCCUCGUUGCGACCACGCUCGACGCCCUCGAAGUUGUCAGUGCUCAAUAUCGCAACGCUGACUGCAACCACAUCUUCAUGAACUUCGUGUACAACCUUCCGGUCACCUACGACGACGUUUUGGCGGCGAUCUCCGGUUUCCUUGAACGCCACGGCAAGCGCCUGUGGCGCCUCCACGUCACCUCUUCCGAAAUCCGCAUUGUCCUUGAGGAUAAGGAGGGUAACGCGACGCCAAUACGGUGCAUCAUCGAGAACGUAUCUGGCUUUGUUGUCAAUUAUCACGGGUACCAGGAGAUCGUGACUGAUAGGGGGACGACGAUCCUUAAGUCCAUAGGCGAGAAGGGUCCGCUGCAUCUCCAGCCGGUUCACCACCCGUACGCCGUCAAGGAGUCGCUGCAACCGAAGCGUUACGCCGCGCACAUCAUCGGCACCACUUACGUCUACGACUUCCCCGAUCUGUUCUCCAAGGCUUUGUUCAACCUCUGGGGCAAGGCUCGCAAGGCUAACCCCGCGUUGACCUUACCGAAGAAGCUGCUUGAAUCGCGGGAGCUGGUGCUCGAUGAACACGAUCAGUUGCAGGAAGUAGACCGUGCUCCCGGUAACAACACCUUCGGUAUGGUCGGUUGGGUCUUCACCAUGAGGACGCCUGAGUACCCGUUGGGACGGAAGGCGGUCGUGAUCGCCAACGACAUCACCUACAAAAUCGGUUCGUUUGGUCCCGUCGAAGAUCAAUUCUUUUACCUUGCUUCUACAUAUGCCCGCGAGCACGGUCUUCCUCGCAUCUACCUAUCUGCUAACUCUGGUGCUCGCAUCGGGUUGGCCGAGGAGGCGCUUGGCCUGUUCUCAGCCGCAUGGAACGAUGAGUCCGCACCUGAGAAAGGCUUCAAGUACCUUUACCUCACCCGCGAGAACUUCCUCAAGCUCGAGGAGACGGCCCCCGGCGCUGUUCGUACGGAGGAGAUUGAAGAGAGCGGCGAGAAGCGAUACUUGAUCACAGAUGUCAUCGGAACGCAGGAUGGUCUCGGAGUGGAGUGUUUGAAGGGCUCUGGUCUCAUCGCCGGGGAGACAUCUCGUGCAUACGACGACAUCUUCACGAUCACACUGGUUACCGCUCGGUCCGUCGGCAUCGGCGCUUACCUCGUUCGCCUCGGCGAGCGUGCGGUGCAGGUUGAGGGCCAGCCGAUCAUCCUCACUGGUGCGCCCGCGCUGAACAAGGUGCUCGGACGGGAGGUCUACACGUCCAACCUGCAGUUGGGUGGCACGCAGAUCAUGCACAAGAACGGUGUAUCCCACCUCACCGCGUCGAGUGAUCUCGAGGGUGCCACGCACAUUCUCGAGUGGAUGUCCUACGUGCCGGCAUCCAAGGGCGAGAAGCUACCCAUCCUCGAGAGCACGGACUCCUGGGACCGCGACAUCGCCUACAAGCCGCCCAAGGGCGCGUAUGACCCGCGCUGGUUCCUCGGCGGCAAAACGGACGAGGCGAACUCUGAGUGGCUCAGCGGCUUCUUCGACAAGGACUCGUUCCAGGAGACGCUCAGUGGUUGGGCGCAGACCGUCGUCGUCGGCCGUGCGCGCCUCGGCGGCAUUCCGAUGGGCGCGAUUGCGGUCGAGACGCGGACUAUCGAGCGCAUCGUGCCCGCAGACCCGGCGAACCCAUCCUCGUUCGAGCAGCGGAUCAUGGAGGCUGGCCAGGUGUGGUACCCCAACUCGGCGUACAAGACUGCGCAGGCGAUUUUCGACUUCAACCGUGAGGGCCUGCCGCUGAUCAUCUUCGCCAACUGGCGUGGUUUCUCCGGUGGUCAGCAGGACAUGUACGACGAGGUGCUCAAGCAGGGCUCGAAGAUCGUGGACGGCCUGUCGAGCUAUAAGCAGCCCGUGUUUGUGUACAUCGUACCGAACGGUGAGCUGCGUGGUGGCGCGUGGGUCGUGCUCGACCCGAGCAUCAACGCUGAGGGACGUAUGGAGAUGUACGCCGACGUCGAGGCGCGCGCGGGUGUGCUGGAGCCUGAGGGCAUCAUCGAGAUCAAGAUGCGCAGGGACAAGAUCCUCACGCUCAUGGAGCGGAUGGAUGCUACUUAUGCCCAGCUCAAGCGGGAUAGCAAGGACCCCAGCAAGAGCGCCGAGGAGAAGGCGCAGGCGGCUGAAGCGCUUGCCAAGCGCGAGCAGUUCUUGCAGCCUACCUACAAGCAGAUCGCGCUCUUGUACGCCGACCUUCACGACCGUACCGGUCGCAUGGAGGCGAAAGGUUGUGCCAAGCCGAUGGUGUGGAAAGAUGCUCGUCGGCGCUUCUACUGGCGCGUGCGCGCCCGGCUCGCUUAUAGCGCCGCGCUCGAGAAGCUCGCGCAGGCGUCGCCCAUCUCGACGCACGAGUACCGCACGCGUCUGCUGGACACGUUGAGCCAGAUCAAUGACCUGCCUGACGCGCGCGCGCAGGCGGAGGCGCUUGAGCAGCUCGACCUCGCGCCGACGCUGAGCCAGCUCAAGGCGGACGCGGUCGCGAAGCGGCUCCUCGACGUCGGCCGGGACGACCGCAAGGCGAUGGUGAGCGGCCUUGCGAAGAUGGUGGACAACCUCACGGCGGACGAGAAGGAGGCACUGCGCGCCGCGCUGGCGAGUCAGGGACGGAGUCCUGGUCAGUUCCCGUUUCGCGCCCCUGCCCCGUUCACUUCUCUGCUUGGUGUUUUGUCCCCGGUCAGGACGCUGAUAUCAUUUUCGUUCAGGCCCUCCGAGUUAUGA
Punctularia strigosozonata HHB-11173 SS5 is the source of this 6789-nucleotide messenger RNA. RefSeq lists its product as uncharacterized. Lineage: Eukaryota; Fungi; Basidiomycota; Agaricomycetes; Corticiales; Punctulariaceae. The coding region runs from base 1 to 6789 and encodes 2262 amino acids. Gene Ontology annotation, biological process: fatty acid biosynthetic process. The record is from RefSeq and is a predicted model, not a curated record. Gene Ontology annotation, molecular function: ATP binding; metal ion binding; acetyl-CoA carboxylase activity. The transcript has 11 exons.